CAGAGGUUGAGACCCUACUAACAUGGCCGAGCUCACCGUUUUGAUGGCAGGGAAGAUGUGGGAUGACACGGAGGUGGAGCGAGAAUUGUUCGCCAAUGUUACUCAUCCUCGACCCGUCAAGUUCAUCAUGGGUAAUUUGGCGCCUGGGGAGCCGAUAAGCCUGAUCCCGGAUGAAAUAACCCAGGUGGUCGAUGGUCUUUUCAUCUGGCGAAACCAACUUCGAGCUGCGGACAUUGCUCGUUUUCCGAAAUUGAAAGUGGUCGUACGUUGUGGAGUAGGAUACGACGUUAUCGAUCGUGUCGAAUGUGAAAAGAGGGGGAUCAAAGUGACCAACGUUCCAGAACCCGCCAUCAUCGACGUAGCCGACCACACACUCGCUUUGGUCCUCUCGCUCCGACGUGGGAUCCUGCUUCAUCACGACCUUCAACGUCGUGCUUUCCCUUGGAGUUUCCUAGACGGACCUCCUCCCAAAUUACUUGAAACCCCCUUAUCUGGUCCGUUGGUACAACGCCCACGAGGGAGGACGUUUGGGAUUGUCGGACUGGGUAGGAUAGGAAAAGCGGUGGGAUUACGUGCUCAGGCUUUUGGAUAUAAGGUACUAUUCUACGACCCGUUAUUACCAAGCGGUACAGACCUCUCAUUCUCUUUCACGCGUACUCGUUCCCUCCCUCAACUAUUCUCAUCAUCCGACAUUAUCUCCCUCCACUGUCCUCUCACUCCUCAAACUCUCAAUUUAGUCGAUCAUAAAGCACUAGAAGACUUGCGGCCAGGUGCUAUACUCAUCAACACUUCUCGUGGUCCCGUGGUGAACCUCGACGCGGUACACGACUCUCUCAAAGCGGGAAAAUUAGCAGCUGCCGCAUUGGACGUUUUACCUACCGAACCGCCAGACGCUUCUCAUCCCCUCAUCAAAGCGUAUAGGGAUAGAGAAGAUUGGUUAGUGGGUAGAUUAGUCAUCACUCCUCAUGUGGCGUUUUACUCUCCUGAAGCUAGAGAGGAUAUGAGGGUUUUGGCUGCGCAGACUAUGGUGGAUGUUUUGUUGGAUGGUUUGGAGACGAAUGUCAUACCUCCUUCUGCUUACUGAGGGGUAUAUAAGAGAUUUCGGUUCAGAACUGUGUCGGUGGAGUCAGAGAGGUACAAGACUUGAUCGUGAUCUGUCUUGGGUCUUAUGUCAUCUGCCAAAACAUACUCGGAGGACUUCCGAGGGCUUCAGGUUAUAAGUUGUCAUGCAAAAAGUGUCGUCAA
Molecule: messenger RNA, 1245 nt
Organism: Tremella mesenterica DSM 1558
Lineage: Eukaryota; Fungi; Basidiomycota; Tremellomycetes; Tremellales; Tremellaceae
Exons: 6
Coding region: 23-1084 (353 amino acids)
Molecular function (GO): transcription corepressor activity; oxidoreductase activity, acting on the CH-OH group of donors, NAD or NADP as acceptor; NAD binding
Source: RefSeq, a predicted model, not a curated record